AUGUUAUUAAGUGACCCCAACACUAUGAUAAAGGAUCAAAUAAAAGAUACCAUUGAAGACCUUGGUUAUACAGUGAACCAAGUUAAUCUUGGAGAUAAUCCAAUAGAUACAAGCGAUGAUACCAGUGAGAAGGUGAUAACCUUUGGCUUGGCCGGUAUGACUUGUGAACAUUGUGUAAAAACGGUGACCGAAGCACUAGCGACAUUACCUGGUGUAAUAAGAAAUACUAUUUCUGUGAGUCUGGAAAAACAACAAGCAUCGUUUUCCUUUGAAGGGAAUAGUAUCGACAAUGCUACAAUCAGGCAGCUUAUCGAAGGCCUGGGCUAUGAACUGACUACUAAGGCUCAUAUCACAGUUGAAAGCUCAUUAUCCAAGUUAUCUACCAACGACACACUCAUUAAUGAGCCUGCUAAUAGUAAACAACGCAAGGUAGUCAUGCGUGUGUUGGGUAUGACUUGUCAUUCCUGUCAGACAUCUGUUAAAGACGCUCUGCAAAACGAUUUACCAGACGUUGAUCCCAAAUCUGUCUAUGUGAACCUUGAAACAGAGAUGGCUAUGUUUAUUACGAAACAAGAACCUGAUAUUGAUGCUAUUUAUAGAGUCAUUGAAGCACGGGGAUAUAACGUUGAAAAUAUUCAAGUGAUUCAUAAUCUAAUACCUCCUCCCAUCAUGUUCCUGGAUGAGAAAACUGAAGAAAAACAAAAUGAGCUUAAUUUAAUAACUACCUUAAGCGUUGUUUCAAUAGAAAAUUCUAUUUCUCCUCCUACAAGGUUAACCUUUCAAGUGACAGGCAUGACAUGUGCUAGUUGUGUGCGUACAAUCGAAAAAGGUCUUACAAAGCUUCCAGGUAUAGACCCUAGUUCUGUUCAAGUCAAUUUACUCACACAUAGUGCUUCAUUGACUGGUAAUAAUCUUGAUGAAAAGACCAUUAAAGAAGCCGUUGAGAGGAUGGGUUAUUCAGCAAGCAAAUUCGUUUUCUUAUCAGAAGUUGCAGCACAACCAGCUGAUAACAAAACAUCAAACUAUCAAGCAGAGAUGAUCGUCAGUGGUAUGUAUUGCUCCAGUUGUCUUGUCAAGGUCCGUAAUGCAUUAACUCAACUACAUGAUAUAAUUCCUUCCACAAUUGAGAUCAGCUUAGACACGGGUCAUUGUCAAUUUGAAUACAAUGGUGAAUUUAUUACACGUCAACGGUUACAUCAAACCAUUUUACAACUUGGGUUUUCAGCAGACAAUAUCAAAAUUACCAAAUUAACAGAUACAGAUACAGCUAAUAUCGAAUCUAAUGAAAAUUUGGCUACAACUCAUUUAAAGGUAACUGGCAUGACUUGUUCCUCUUGUGUGGCCAAUAUUGAACGUAACAUAAUGAAACAACCUGGGGUUAUUAGCUGCCAAGUUAGCCUUCUCUCUAAAUCUGCUGUUAUCAAACAUGAUCCUUCUAUUGUUGGCGCACGCUCAUUAGCACAUCUCAUUGAACAAAUUGGUUACAAAGCUGAGCUCUCUCAACAAGGUCUUGAGACCAUUGCGGAGCAACGUGCUUCAAUGCGAGCCGCGAUAGAUCAAGAACUUGGCAUGCUUCAAUCCAGGUUUUGGUGGUCAUUUGUAUUUGCAGUACCUGUUGUACUUAUUUCAAUGAUCUUCAUGAUGGCUUUACCUUCAUCAAAUCCUGUUCACCGUGCCUUUGUUAAGGAAAUUACACAUGGUCUAUCCGUUGGUGAUCUCGUGUUGUUCUUGUUGGCCACUCCCGUGCAGUUCUGGUUAGGCUGGCCGUUUUACGUCAAGGCAUGGCGUUCUUUAGUCUAUUCAAGGACUGCAAAUAUGGAAACACUUGUAGCAAUGGGUACAACGGUCGCUUAUGUUGCAUCAGUGGCAUCCGUAAUUGCAGUUAUGGCAAGACCUCAUAUAGAGUCUAUGGGUCUCAAUUACUUUGAAACAUCUGUAUUAUUGAUUACCUUUAUUAAUUUUGGUAAAUGGCUUGAAGCAAUGGCUAAGGGAAAGACAGCAGAGACAAUUACUAAAUUGAUGGAUCUACAACCUGAAAGGGCUACUUUGGUCAUCAGCGAGUCUACAGUAAAUGAUGAAAAAGAUGUUAGUGAAGAGACCUUCAUUGAAAAAGAAAUUGAUUCAAGGGAUAUCCAAGUGGGUGAUAUUUUAAAAGUCAAUGCAGGUGGUCGUAUUCCAUGCGAUGGUAAAAUUUGGAAAGGUGAAUCAGCUACAGAUGAAUCGAUGAUUACAGGUGAAUCUGUGCCUAUUACAAAGAGCGAAGGUGAUAAUGUCAUAACAGCUACCAUCAAUGUUAGUAAUACUAUUUAUAUUCGUGCUAUUCGUGUUGGUGCUGAUACAACACUUUCACGUAUCAUUCAAAUGGUUCAAGAUGCUCAAGCUUCUCCUAAAGCGCCUAUCGAACAACUUGCAGAUCACAUUUCUAGCAUCUUUGUCCCUAUUGUUAUCUUUUUGGGUAUUGCUACAUUUAUUAUCUGGGAAGUAAUGGCAGUGAAGGGUAAGGUACCUAAAGAUUGGAUGCCUGAAGGUGAAAAUGAAACUAUCUUUGCAAUCAUGUUGGCUGUUACUGUCCUUGUUAUCGCUUGUCCUUGUGGUUUAGGUCUUGCGAGUCCUACAGCUGUCAUGGUAGGUACUGGUAUCGCUGCUAAGCAUGGUGUACUUGUUAAAGGAGGAGGAUACGCUUUAGAAAUGGCUAAUCGAAUCACAACUGUUGCAUUUGAUAAAACUGGUACCCUCACAAUGGGAAAGCCUCUUAUUACUCACAAUUGGAUCGAUAGCGAAUCAGCCACAACCAUUUGGAAAAUCCUUGGACGAGUUAGUUCUGCAAGCAAUCAUCCACUUUCUAAAGCAAUAGAGAAAAAGGCACGCUAUAUCAUUCAAGCCUUAUCUGAGAACCCACAACUUUCAGAUACAGAUCUCAUGGUGCAUGUGGAAGAGCAACAGGAUUCUGAUGGCGACCUCUUUGAAGGUGUGACAUUAUCUAAUUCACAAGAAAUCCCUGGUCGUGGUCUCUUGGCUACUAUCACAUUAACACCCGAGAUAGCUGCCGAUCUUAGAGGACCUUUACGUAAUGUACGUGCUUUAAAUAUCUUUUUAGGAAACCAAGCUUGGAUGGACGAGAAUCAUGCUCGUUUUGCAACUGCUGAACAAGCUCAAACCUGUCAUGAUUUGAUAAGUGAAUGGCAAGGUCUUGGCCAAUCUAUCGUUCUCAUCUCUGCCUCUCCAGUCAUUUCAUCUCUUACCGACACUCAUACAGAGGGAUGCAAAGAUGAUUGUGCUUGUAUUGUCUGUCAAUGCUCAACUGUUUGCUGUGCUACUUCUACAACUCGUAUGAUUGCUCAAGUGGCCAUUGCUGAUAUUCCACGACCUGAGUCUAUUCAACUUAUUUCCGAAUUACGAAAGCGAGGUGUUGAGGUCUGGAUGAUCACUGGUGAUAACGAAAAAACAGGUCGUGUCAUUGGUCGUCAAUUAGGUAUCGAAGAAGAUUUUGUUUUGGCUGGUGUUAAGCCUGAACAAAAAGCAGAUAAGAUUCGAAGCUUACAACAGAGACGUACACAUGGUAAAUCAAUGGUAGUUGCCAUGGUUGGCGAUGGUAUUAAUGAUUCUCCUGCACUUGCACAAGCUGAUGUAGGUAUUUCUGUCGGAUCAGCUACAGAUAUUGCUAUUGAAGCAGCAAGUAUUGUAUUGAUUCGAAAUAACUUGAUGGAUUUGUUAACCAUGUACGAUGUUUCACGUACAGUUGUUCGACGUAUUCGAUUUAACUUCUUUUGGGCAUUUAUGUAUAAUGUGAUAGCAAUUCCUAUUGCAGCUGGUAUACUUUAUCCAGCCGUUGGAAAAGGCCUACCACCUUAUAUUGCAGGUCUUGCUAUGGUUGCUUCUAGUAUUACUGUUGUCUGUUCUAGUCUUUUAUUACGUUUGUAUAGACCACCUAAAGUAGUUAAUGAUUCAUAUCAAAUCAAGAUAUAA
Messenger RNA from Cokeromyces recurvatus, 3966 nucleotides. RefSeq names its product E1-E2 ATPase-domain-containing protein. Gene Ontology annotation, cellular component: membrane. Gene Ontology annotation, molecular function: P-type divalent copper transporter activity; ATP hydrolysis activity; copper ion binding. Lineage: Eukaryota; Fungi; Mucoromycota; Mucoromycetes; Mucorales; Mucoraceae. The record is from RefSeq and is a predicted model, not a curated record. The transcript has 4 exons. Gene Ontology annotation, biological process: copper ion homeostasis; monoatomic cation transport. The coding region runs from base 1 to 3966 and encodes 1321 amino acids.